This is a messenger RNA of Capsicum annuum, 2294 nucleotides long. RefSeq names its product metal tolerance protein C4. The transcript has 13 exons. The coding region runs from base 252 to 1661 and encodes 469 amino acids. Gene Ontology annotation, cellular component: membrane. Gene Ontology annotation, molecular function: monoatomic cation transmembrane transporter activity. NCBI's taxonomy places the organism in Eukaryota, Viridiplantae, Streptophyta, Magnoliopsida, Solanales, Solanaceae. Gene Ontology annotation, biological process: transmembrane transport; zinc ion transport. The record is from RefSeq and is a predicted model, not a curated record.
GGCGCAAUGGUCCAUUGACACGCCGAGAGCCAACGGCCCAAAACAUAAUUAGUUCACAAAAUUUGAACAGCGGUUUUUAGGGAAUAUGCCCCUUUCCCUUUGUUCAUGAAGUAUCAACUCUCGCUUUCAUCUCUACAAACUCCAUUUCACCUUCCAACAAUGAGCUUCGACACUUCACAUUCACUCUACAAUCUCAAAACCCUAACGCCUUAGCGAAGUACCAAAGCUACUCUAAUUUUUUCCACGCAUUGAUGCCUACGCCUCGCCUUCUCUCUGCUCUUCGCUUCUACCGCCAUCAUCGUUAUCAAAGCUCUUAUUCCUAUUCCCUCUCUACAGCGCUCGACAAAUUUGACUUUGAUGCUUUUCACACUUGCUCAUCGGAAACUCGACAAGAAACUAAACCUCAUUUAGAUACUUACAAUAGAUUUCAGUGCAAUCCGUAUUCUCAGUUCAUUAGAGGUCAGGGGAAUUCACCGUCUUCAUUGGCAUUACGCAAUACAUACUCGGUUAAUUCUUCGCGAAAUGUAGUAUCUUGUUCGAUUUCCAGAAAUAGUAGUCACCUGUUCUUCAGCCGCGGUUUGAUUACCAGAGCUAAGAAGAUAAAGACGAUAGAUGUGGUGGAUGAUCAUGGCCAGCGAGCAGUCACAACAGCUUUAUGGUGCAAUUUUCUUGUCUUCUCCCUGAAGUUUGGGGUCUGGUUUGUCAGUUCCAGCCAUGUCAUGCUGGCUGAAGUUGUGCAUUCAGUUGCAGAUUUUGCAAAUCAGGCGCUUCUUGCUUAUGGUUUAAGUAGCUCCAGACGUGCACCAGAUGCUAUACACCCAUAUGGUUACUCCAAGGAAAGAUUUGUCUGGUCUUUGAUAUCUGCUGUUGGUAUCUUUUGUCUUGGUUGUGGUGCUACUAUAGUUCAUGGAGUACAAAACUUGUGGACUUCGGAGCAACCUGCAAAUAUUGGAUAUGCAGCACUGGUGAUUGGUGGCUCAUUCAUUAUAGAGGGUAUUUCUCUCGUGGUGGCUAUACAAGCUGUCAGAAAAGGAGCAGCUGCUGAAGGAAUGACAGUGAGAGAUUACAUUUGGCGUGGCCAUGAUCCUACAGCUGUAGCUGUCAUGACAGAGGAUGGUGCUGCAGUUACAGGCCUAGCCAUUGCUGCUGCAUCACUGGUUGCUGUAAAUGCCACUGGAAAUCCAAUUUAUGAUCCCAUUGGUUCCAUUAUAGUGGGCAACCUUCUAGGAAUGGUUGCUAUAUUUCUGAUUCAAAGAAAUCGCCAUGCUUUGAUUGGUAGAGCAAUUGAUGAGCAUGACAUGGACAGGGUUCUACAGUUCCUGAAAAAUGAUCCAGUUGUUGAUUCCAUUUAUGAUUGCAAAAGUGAGGUGAUCGGACCUGGGUUCUUUAGGUUUAAGGCUGAGAUAGACUUCAAUGGCGUAGUGCUGGUUCAAAAUUAUCUAGAAAGAGCUGGACGUGAAGUGUGGGCUAAACAGUUUCGAGAGGCUUCGGAGGAUAAGGAUGAUGCAGCAUUACUGAAACUGAUGUCAAUUUAUGGUGAGGAAGUUGUCACAGCACUAGGGAGUGAAGUUGAUCGGCUAGAAAAGGAAAUCCAGGAAAUAGUUCCAGGCAUUAGGCAUGUGGACAUUGAGGCCCAUAAUCCAAUUGGACCAUCCCCAUGAGUAUAUAACUUAAUAAAUACUGUGCUAUGCAGAAAAUAUUUGUUCAAACUAUAACAGAAUAGGGUGCACAAUUGAUGAAUUAUGGGAAUAUCAUUAAGUUUGGAUGCUCCCAAGGAACCAUUCUCUACACUGACAGCUGCGUAGAACUUGUUUGAAGAUAAUGAUCCUCUGCUCGUCUUUUUCCUUGUGAGUAUAAAACGAAGCUUUUUAUCAUUUCCGGUGAUGAUUGUGCAAGUGGAAGGCAACUCCUGACGUAUGAAAGGUGCCUUGGAGAGAUUUGAUACCCAUUUUAAGCGGCCAGCUUAAAGAAUGGCUCCUGGUUUACUACCCUCAACUCUCAAAGUAUUACGUAAUGUGUGAACAUUAGAGAGUCCUCAGAUAGAUGUCUGAUGGCAAUUCAAAAAAGAAAUAUUGAGCCUUCCACUAUGGAUGGUUAAGAUUGUCUAGUGAUAAGAGCGCAACAUGACAUGUGGUUAGAUGCAUGUACGGGUUUGAACCCUGCUUACAAACGCGUUGUAUUUUAGUCAAGGGAGAUGGUGAAAUGACAAGCGUCAUCAUUCACUAGUUUCACCAUGGUGUACUGGUACUCUGAGAUUUCUCGAUUGUCGAAAAAAAUUAUGGAUGGUUGCUUCA